AUGGACGUCCAAAAACAGCAACUUUGUCCACGGCUUGUGGAUUACUUAACUAUAGUUGGAGCAAAACCAUACACUACUGGGAAAGGACUAGCUCCGGUGCAGGCGCCAGAACUACUUCGUCGUUAUCCCUUAACCAAUCACGAUGACUUUCCUCUACCGCUGGACAUGGUGUAUUUCUGCCAGCCAGAAGGUUGCGUGUCUGUGGGGCCUCGGCGCCAACUUGCACAUAUAGCAACUCGGGACACAACCUCCUUCGUAUUUACACUUACAGAUAAAGAUUCGGGUAAGACCCGAUAUGGCAUCUGUAUCAAUUUUUACCGGGCGAUGGAGCGUGCACCAACUCCUGGCCCUCGGGAGAGAAGUGUUUUACGUCGUGAGUCUUGGAGGAAGUCUAUGGAAAGGAGUUCGGACUCUGCUUUCUCGAGUGACUAUAGAAGCAGCAAUGUGGCGCCGAGUGAUUCGGAGCGCGACUGCAGCGCCGGGCCUAGACUAGCGCCCGCCCCUCCUGACUCCGAGAGUGGAGGAUCACACUCACCAAGCCCUAGAGCCACCAGGAAGAGACAGCGUAUACGGAACCAUUCCUUAACCUCAAUCUGCCUUCUAUCACAUCAUCCUUUCUUCUCCACAUUCCGGGAGUGCCUCUUCAUCCUUAAAAAACUGAUUGAUGCCUGCAACGAAUCUUCCAGUCCUAGGCGCGUUGGGGCCUCCAGACAAUUAUUUAGAGAUACAGUGUGGUCAGUGCUAACUGGUCAGGCAUACGAUAAUACGCCUACAAUAGUAGUGCACGAUGUCAAAGAGAUUGAAACGUGGAUACUACGACUAUUGUCAGCGCCUGUACCAGUACCAGGGAAAACUCGACUCGAACUCGAAGUACUCUCACCUACAGCACACGCACCACUUGUAUUUGCUUUACCCGAUCACACAAGAUUCACUCUAGUUGACUUCCCUCUACAUCUACCAUUGGAAUUGCUAGGUGUUGAUACUUGCUUGAGAGUUUUAACCUUGAUAAUGCUGGAAAACAAAGUGGUAGUUCAAUCGAGGGACUAUAACGCACUGUCAAUGUCUGUGAUGGCGUUAGUAGCGAUGCUGUACCCACUAGAGUACAUGUUCCCAGCGAUACCACUAUUACCAAGUUGUAUGAGCUGUGCGGAACAAUUACUUCUAGCUCCCACUCCAUUCCUAAUAGGAAUACCAGCUACAUUCUUAACGUAUAAGAAGAAUUUUAAAUUACCAGAUGACAUUUGGUUAGUAGAUCUAGACGCUACUAAACUUAGUGGGCCUUACGGUAAUGAACAGGACCUACCUCCUCUCCCAGAACCGGAGAGUUCAGUCCUUAAAAAUCAUCUAAAACAGGCACUAAGCAGCUUAACAAAUAGUUCAGCGGAACAAGCUACAGCGCCACUUAUGCCUUCGAGAAGAGAUAGUGUUGGUGGAGCUACAUUAAAGGUACAACCAGCGUCUUUUCGUGAAGGGUCUCAUAGUACCCCAGAGAGUCGACGUGUGUCAGUUGGCAGCGCACACACAAGACUGUCGUUAGCAUCGCCACACUCGCCAUCACCACAAAACUCGCCACAGUCACAACCGUUCAAUCCUUUGAUAUACGGCAACGAUGUUGAUUCAGUCGACAUCGCCACAAGAGUCGCUAUGGUUCGUUUCUUCAAUUCCCAAAAUAUUUUGGCGAAUUUUAUGGAGCACACGCGAACACUGCGUUUAUAUCCCCGACCUGUCGUAGCUUUUCAGAUAAACAGCUUCUUGCGAUCAAGACCUCGAUCUUCGUCUUUCUUGAAUAAAUUCGCUAGAACACAAGCUGUAGAGUUCUUAGCAGAGUGGUCGUUAACACCAUGUAAUGUGGCUUUCCUAAGAGUACAAACCGGUGUAUUUGAUCCCCGGCAAAUUGGUGAUAAACCAAAAUGGUUUGCGGACCAACUGCAGCCUAUACGAUUUGCUGUUUGGGACGAUGGUAGUUCACUAAAUGGUGCCUUAAGACAGUUGCAAAGACAAGAGAAUCAACCUACAGAUGAAAGUGGAUCUGAUUCUGAAGCUGCUGAGAGUACUAGUUCGUCAUAUUCAUCUUUAAGCGACUUCGUUUCGGAGAUGGCUUCUUCAGAUUUAUCACCAGGUGGAAACGUUCAACAGCACGUUAUUGGAGAAACUUAUAGUGCUGUAGUGCAAGUACCUAUGACUCUGUCUUCAUCGUUAGAUCCGAAAACGGUAUACAGUCCACCAUCUUCGUUAAUAUUUGGAGAAGAAGGAGACAGGGAGGGCCAGCGAGAAGGAAGAGAGUCCACAUCUCCUUCACCAUCAGCUUCAAGUUCAGAUCACAGUGAUUUAUCCGAUGAUGACAUCCCUGGAACUAUGAACCGUCCUGACAUCACUGAUGAACCAAAACCAGUCAAAAAGAGUGACACAGAUAGUGGAAGCUUGGGCCGAGAGUCGGAUUCAUCAACAACGCCUGCAACAGUCGCGUCGCGACGCCCUAGAGAUUCUGAACCUGUACGAGCCUCUCCACAUUCCCGCCCUAGGAGUUCCAACAGUGGUGUAUCAAGACAAGCAUCGCAAACGUCACUAUUAGAACAAUUUGCUGCUCAAGCGAAGGAGCUUGUACGAGAAACUACUCGUCAGAGCAGUCAGGAGGGAAUAUUAGCGCAUAUGGACAAAUUAACUCUUCAUGCUAAAAAAGCCGCAGAAGAAGCAUCAAAGAGUGUUCAAGAGGCGUCGAAGUCAGCAUUGGAGGCGAGUAAAACGGCUACAGCAGUUAGCAAAAACACAUUCGAAGAUCUAACAUAUGUGGGGAAGUCUACUUUGGGAGAUCUUACAAAAAGUGCCAAAGAAGUUGCAGCUAAGAAAGGCUUGUUGAAGGGUGAAAGUCAGGAUGCUUCUACUAGUCCCAAUGCCAGGAGAGAUUCGACAGCGCUGCAAACAACUAACUUACUUGCUACCACACAUCGGGACUUCUUUUCCAAUAUUAGUUCUGACCUAAACGGUCUUGCUGCUUCAACUUCUAGUAUGUUCAGUGACUUCUUUGGUUCUGGUAAAGGAAAGCAAGUAAAACCUGAACCGACACCGAAUACUCCAAUGACAGCAACAUUUGGUCCUUUCUCUCAAGGUGCCAAAGGUUUAGUACAGCGCUCGCCUCUUAUUCGCCAUUCUUCUCCAGCCCCCGUCACGCCGCCAAUAAAUACAAGAUCUACUAAUAGCGAAAAUCAAGCGUUCCUGAAUGAUCUUGUACAACACGUUCUUGAAGGAGAGGGCGUUGGAUGGCUUAAACUAAACCGUUUAAAAAAGCUAAUGGAAGACGAAUCAUAUAGAAACAUGGUUCUUAGUAAACUUAAUAGAAACUUUAACAGAAAGACUUCACCGAAUGAUAAAGUGGAUGACGUGUUUAUAAGCAAACCCGUAUGGAAAGGCAUGCUAAAAGUACUGCAAGCUGUGGUUCAUGGUUUAGAACAUACGUAUUCUAAUUUCGGGCUUGGAGGAAUGGCUUCAGUAUUCCAAUUAGCCGAAAUGGCACACACUCAUUAUUGGAGUAAAGAAUUCGCGGGUUUGGAACCAGGAGGUAUGGCUGGUUCUGCAUUAUCUGAACAUUAUGGAAGGCAAGAUUACGAGACUCCAUUGUCAACGCCGUCUUCCAGAAAAAGCUCGCAGUCUGAUGUACCCAUUGUCAAUUACCCUGAACAAGAGCACGGCGAGACUCAGAGCACAACAGAAAUCUUCAAGGAUAUGUUAAAUCAAAAGCGAAAUCUUUUAUUUAGCAAGUUGACUUCUUUUGAUUCCGAUGCCGCGUCAUCGGAGUGUUCAGACAGCGGGUCGAUAACAACAAAUCGCGCGCUCGCCGACCACCGCGCUUCCUUUAAAUCAAAUCUAUCUGACACUGACGUCAUGUUCCUUAAUGCUGGUCGACCAGGUGUCAAGGGUCGCACCGGUAGUGUGUUCUCGACCAAAUCUUCUGUCAAUGGUAGACCGAUGGCCGGAGUACCUACCACCUCACCACUUACCUCUCCUGAAACCGUCCGCACUUAUCUAUUUCAAGGAUUAAUAGGGAAAGAAAGAUCGAACUUAUGGGACCAAAUGCAGUUCUGGGAAGAUUCAUUCUUAGAUGCGGUGAGCCAAGAAAGGGAUAUGAUUGGAAUGGACCAAGGAGCUAACGAAAUGAUGGAACGAUAUAAAUGUCUCAGCGAAACGGAACGAAAACGGUUGGAGCAUGAGGAAGACAGGCUUCUAUCUACUGCUUUAUAUAACUUAACUGCAGCUAUGGUAAUGCUUGGAGUAGAAGCGGAUAUUAUUAGGAAUAAAGUGAGAAGAUUGCUUGCAAAAAGUCAUAUAGGACUUGUAUAUAGCCAAGAAGUCAACCACCUAUUAGAUGUUGUUCAUAAUCUGCAUGGAAAUGAUAUAAGCCUUAAGGCUCUUGGGUCUCGAGCCACUCAUCGCGCCACAUUUACAGUCCAUGAGCGAGAUGCGGCUGGAGCUUUAAGAUUCUUAGACGUACGACAUGAUGGACUUGUACUAAGAACAACUCAAGGGACCAUUGUCGAAAGGUGGUGGUACGAACGCCUCGUGAACAUGACUUAUAGUCCGAAAAUACGAGUUUUGUGCCUUUGGAGGAAAAAUGGUGGACAGACGCAACUUCAUAAAUAUUAUACCAAAAAGUGCAAAGCGCUAUACUACUGCAUCAAGGAGGCCAUGGAGAAGAGUGGAAGGCGACAAGAUGCAGCGGAACUGGGCGGAGAAUUCCCUGUACAGGAUUGUGCGACUGGCGAGGGUGGACUUAUACAGGUGUGCAUGGAAGGCGUCGGGCUCCUGUUCCAUCAUAGCAAGUUCUUCGUGCGGCUCGAUCACAUUCGGAAGUGCUUCACGCAGAAUGGCGGUAUCUUUGUUUUAGAAGAAUUUAAUCCUAAAACCAGGCAGAUAAUACAAAGAAAAUAUAAAUCUAUAAUGGCGGAUCAAAUAUGCUAUGCGGUGUUGUGCGUGUUCUCGUACUUCGCGGCUGGGCAGGAACAGAAAAAAGCUAUAUUGGAGCAAGCGGCACAGAUACAUGCACCUGAAGGAGCCACAAACGCUCCAUUGUCCCCGAGGAACGAUGAUGAAGUGUUCCAGAGCAAGCAGCAAGCAAGCCCACAGAACACAAGAAAGCCAUCGGAAGUACGUGUAAGCGAUACCGAGAAACAGAGAGUGCCGCCGGACAAGCCACGUGUUUUAACCGAGCGGCCGAAACAAUUGGUUGAACAAGAAAAAGAACCAGCGAAAGAUGCUUCAGAUAGUAAAACAAAUACUGGUAGAAGGGAUAGUGAGGGAAGUUCGGAACGAGAAAGAGACAGCACACGGCCAGCUGCUCAAAGAACGGACAGCUUACCACCAAGAAGGCCGCCACCGCCGGUUUUACCACAACAAAGACUGGUGCGAGCAUACUCACAAGCUUCACCCAGACAUCACGACCCGCCCACGAUCCCUCCUCGUGUCGGAGUCAACCCACGUGCUGGUCCUCCGCCCGCGCUACCUCCGAGACAGAUGUCAGCAGUUGAUGCUAGCUCUAGCCCCAGACAUUCAGCGACAUCUAGCCCAGUGCGUCGUGAAGGCUUGGCCCGUCAGAGCUCGAUUAGUGCGUCACCCGCCAGCUCAGUUUCCUCAGCCCCAUUUUCAUCAACUAACCCUUUCACCGCAACUCGACACACAGAAUUCGUCAUACCGCAACGAACUUCCCGCCGCCCAUCUACCGACCGCAAUUAA
Molecule: messenger RNA, 5724 nt
Organism: Danaus chrysippus (African queen)
Lineage: Eukaryota; Metazoa; Arthropoda; Insecta; Lepidoptera; Nymphalidae
Source: the annotation of a GenBank genome assembly